GGCCCGACGCGCAUCGAAGUUCCCCGGCCCCCCUCUAUCGAGGAGUUCACCAUCGUGAAGCCCAUCAGCCGCGGCGCUUUCGGCAAGGUGUACCUGGGCCGUAAGGCGGGGAGGCUCUACGCCGUGAAGGUGAUGAAAAAAGCAGACAUGAUCAACAAAAACAUGGUUCACCAGGUCCAGGCAGAGCGGGAUGCACUGGCUCUCAGUAAAAGUCCUUUCAUUGUGCACUUAUACUACUCGCUCCAGUCAGCUAAUAACAUCUAUUUAGUGAUGGAGUACCUUAUUGGUGGAGAUGUCAAGUCUCUUCUCCAUAUUUAUGGGUAUUUUGAUGAAGAAAUGACUAUCAAAUAUAUUUCUGAAGCAGCACUGGCUCUAGACUAUCUUCACAGGCACGGGAUAAUCCACAGGGACCUGAAACCGGACAAUAUGCUCAUUUCUAAUCAGGGCCAUAUAAAGUUGACAGACUUUGGACUUUCCAGAGUUACUCUGAACAGAGAGAUAAAUAUGAUAGAUAUCCUCACUACACCAUCAAUGGCAAAGCCAAAACAAGACUACUCACGUACUCCAGGACAAUUGUUGUCUCUCAUCAGUUCUCUGGGGUUUUAUACUCCUGUUGGAAUGAAAAUGCCAGAGCACGAUUCAAGUAAAUCAUCUGACAGUCUGCAUGGACUACUUUAUCCCUUGCAUACCAUCCCAAAGGAAACUACCCCUCUUUCCAGUAAAUUAUUCAAAACAUGUCUUGAUACUUCUCAACUAACUCCUGUGAUGCCAGUGAGAAGUUUAACUGCCUCUCUGCUGCAGUCAAGAAACAGGUUUGGUACCUCCAGUGCCAGCAGUCAGUCACACGCCUGCCUGUCCGGUAUGGAAUCAGAGAGCUGCAGCAGCCCCAGGUGGGAGAGAGAUGUAGAGCAAAGUGAAGAUAAGCUAUGUUCUACAACAGGCGAAACAGCUCUCCUUUCCAGUGCAGAAUUUCUGAACAGCAAAGGUGUUAAAAACUUAAUGAAAAAAGAGCUGGAGUCUGCCAUUUCUCCCUUCAGCAGCAAUGAUUCUGGCAGAAGGCAGCAGCUGGGAAGUGAACAUUCUCAUGUAAUAGAUACUCCCGUGACCACACUGGAUGUGAAAGGCAUAGUCGGAAAAUGUCUUUCUGAAAGAAAGAUUUGGGAAGAAAAGCUCCUUAUAAAUAAAAGAGAGAUGGCUAAUGAAACAGCAGAAGCUUCCAAUCAACAGCAGUCACCUUCAAGGCAGAAUGAGCCUGUCGAGCCUCUCGAAGACGACGUUUUUGAAAAGCCAGGUGUGAAAAGAAGCUUUGCACUAGUGGACACCAGUCCUUGUCAGGAACUUAACUAUGUUAAAAAAAGCAAUGUGGAAUAUAAGCGUGGCUGUCAGAUCUUGGAGUUUCCAGCAAGCAAAAGGACAGGUUUGACAGCAGAAAUUCAAUCCUUGAUACUCUGUGAGGAUGGACACCUACGUGACCCCUGCGAAAGCAGGAGCAAGGAGGAAAUGAAGAGUUUUAUUGGUAACCAGCCAACAGUUAAAAACCAACUUACUCCAACUAUUGCUAAAAAUCUCAUGUGUGAUCUGGAUGCAGACUGUGAAAAGCAGGAUAGAAAAGAGUACGUGAACUUGAGUUUCUUGGGCACUGAUGACGAAAAACCUUUAGGAAUCCUCAGUGCAGAUCUUGAGUUAACAGAAAUGUCUGUUACUGAAAGCCAUUUAGAAAAGCAGCUUUCAGAUUUGGACAGAAGCGUGAAAGACCUCUCCUUUGAGGAACCAAAGGCAGAAGGUGUGCUGGUGACAUCUCCAGAGUCCCGAGAUGCCUUGCAAAAUGGAGAGGAAGCACAUACUAUCCAGGACAGCGAGCUCUUGCACCAUGACAAGGAUAAUGACCAAAAACACAUGGAAGAAACUUCCCUUGAUGCAGUAUUUUCUCCUUCAGAAAAGGUCAUGGAAGCACUGAGUGCCUUCAAAAAAAAUGCUGUUGUUUUUCGAAGCUAUAAUAGUCCAAUUAAUCUAUCCAACAUGUCUGAGCCAUGCAGCAUGACUUCCUUAGAUAUAAUGGAGCUUUCACCUGCUUGCAGUGGCUCUUACCCAACAGCUAUUACUCCAUUACAGAAAGGAAGACCAUACAGGGCCUAUCAGACGCCUCGUCAGGGAGAUGCUGGUGCACCACACAGGACCCCAAAGAGUGUAAGAAGAGGAGCUGCCCCAGUGGAAGGUGAACGCAUCCUAGGGACCCCAGACUAUCUGGCACCUGAGCUGCUUUUGACAAAAUCUCAUGGGACUCUGAUCUCUGAUUCUGCUGUGGACUGGUGGGCCCUUGGAGUCUGCCUGUUCGAGUUUCUAACUGGAGUUCCACCUUUUAAUGAUGAAACCCCCACACAAGUCUUCCAAAACAUUUUAAGAAGAGAUAUUCCCUGGCCUGAGGGGGAGGAGAAGCUGUCUGGUAACGCCCAAAAUGCAAUAGACAUUCUUCUAACCAUUGACAGCACCAAGAGAGCUGGUCUGAAGGAACUGAAGCAGCACCCUCUCUUCCAUGGUGUGGACUGGGAUAAUCUACAGAAUCAAGCGAUGCCCUUCAUACCUCAGCCAGAUGAUGAAACAGACACCUCCUACUUUGAUGCCAGGAACAACGCUCAGCACCUGACUGUGUCUGGGUUUAGUUUAUAG
Molecule: messenger RNA, 2667 nt
Organism: Indicator indicator
Lineage: Eukaryota; Metazoa; Chordata; Aves; Piciformes; Indicatoridae
Gene: MASTL
Product: microtubule associated serine/threonine kinase like
Exons: 13
Coding region: 133-2667 (844 amino acids)
Biological process (GO): intracellular signal transduction; peptidyl-serine phosphorylation
Cellular component (GO): nucleus
Molecular function (GO): protein serine/threonine kinase activity; ATP binding
Source: RefSeq, a predicted model, not a curated record